AUGGCUGAACAAAGACAGAGAAAUUUAUCUACAUCAGGAGAAGCACUCUAUGAACUCCUAGGCCUUGAAAAAGGGGUAGCCCAUGAAGAAAUCAAGAAAAGCUACAGGAAAUUGGCCCUGAAAUAUCAUCCUGAUAAGAACCCAGAUAACCCAGAGGCUGCAGAAAAAUUUAAAGAAAUUAACAAUGCUCAUGCAAUAUUAACAGAUGUGUCCAAAAGAAAUAUAUAUGACCAAUAUGGAUCAUUAGGGCUGUACAUCGCUGAACAGUUUGGUGAAGAAAAUGUCAAUACAUAUUUCAUGCUUUCUAGUUGGUGGGCAAAAGGUCUGUUCACCCUUUGUGGUCUUUUGACUGGGUGCUACUGUUGUUGCUGCCUGUGCUGCUGUUUCAAUUGCUGUUGUGGAAAAUGCAAGCCCAAGCCCCCGGCAGAAGAGCAAGAGUUCUGCAUGUCUCCUGAAGAUCUGGAAGAGCAAAUCAAGACAGACAUGGAAAAAGCUUUCGUAGUGUUUCAUCAGUAUCUAAUGAGAGUACUAGUUGGAAGGCCUAAUCUACUGGAGCUGACUACAGAAGAUUAUUGGGAUGAUAAUCAUAGUUAUAUAUUUAAAAUCAUUGUUCACAGUAAAUUUUUUGAACAG
This is a messenger RNA of Thamnophis sirtalis, 633 nucleotides long. NCBI's taxonomy places the organism in Eukaryota, Metazoa, Chordata, Lepidosauria, Squamata, Natricidae. The record is from RefSeq and is a predicted model, not a curated record.